AUGGAAUCAGCAAACAUACCUUUGUACUACCGACACCCUUAUUCUGGAUAUCGGUUCGAAGGUAACACCAACCCUUCAUUUUACCCUGGAGCAAUUUCUACCUUCCCAUCUGAGGAUACCUUUGACGAUGAUAAUCAGAUACCCAGUACCGAAGAGUUUCAAGCCAUUAUCGAUGAUUAUUUGAGCAAUCUUAGUCCUAAAAAAAGAGACAAAGCACUUGUUGAUCAGCAUCGUUACUAUAUGAUACAACAAGUAUUAAAGGAUCCGAGAAAUACGGCUAUAUCUACCGCGCAAUUUCGUUUUUGGGUCAAAAAGAUGUUUCAACUCCAGCCUGGGCCGAAUGAUGUUGUGUGCCACGAUAACAAGCCUGUCGCAAUGAAAGAGAAUAUUUAUGACAUACUUGUGAAAGCACACAGAGAGGCUCAUCACGGCGGACGGGAUAAGACUUCAGCAUUGGUACGAAAGCGAUAUUCUUGGAUACCAAAAGAACUGGUUGCCCGUUUCGUUCGUCACUGCCCUUACUGUAUCACUCGUCGUAAUAGUGGACAUAGCCCUAACCUAGCAACAUCUCCACAUUCAGUACCACAGGCGAGGUACUCCAACAGAAGCAGCUACUGUUUUGAUUCUGGCUCGUCCAUCAUCUACACGCCACCUGCCCUAAAAGAAGAUGGCAGUGAACUGUCAUCAGGCCCACCUUCUUCAGAUGUGAGUUAUGAAGUUAGUCCAAAUUAUGUAUCUAUAUCAACUACCUCAUCCCCGAAAGAGUCCUGCUAUUAUUCCAUGCAUACAAAAGAAGAUGACAGUCAAGUUUUGAUAGGCUGCCACAAUGACCAUUCAUUUCAGUCUGCAGCAUUUGAUAUGAAUAAUUCUACCAUUUAUUUAGAACUGCAGCAACAUCAGCGACAUGAACAACCUUAUUCACUAAAUAUGCAUCCAAACACAAUACAUCCAUUAGGCCAACAAGGUCCACAUUCUUAUCCGCAAACACCCUUAGUCUAUACCCCAUCACAAAGGCACCUCUCUCAUGGUUACCAAGACUAUUACGCACCGGCAACAACAGCAUCCGAUUAUUACUGUAACGGAUUAGGUAUCACUCAUCAUUAUCAUGGAAACUCAUCCCUUUCGUCUUCUGAAACUACUUCUAUUCAUGCCAAUACAGCACCGAAUACAACUACCGUGCAUCCUACCGGUCUAACAACAGACAAUGUUGCCGCUGAAGUUGCCGCGGCUGCAUUUAUGCAUUCCGCAACAAAUAUGGCAAAUGCAGGCUUAUUAUCAUCCAACUCUACCACAUCCCAUGACCGACCGUCUUAUGUUACAUCCAGCUUACCUUCCGCUACAACAACUUAUCAUUUCUAUAAUACGAUCGAUAACGUUCCUGAUGCUGCCAUAACUGACGAAUUUGGAAGAUAUCAUCAUCCUUUAGACUCAAACUACACUAACUGA
Mycotypha africana is the source of this 1446-nucleotide messenger RNA. RefSeq lists its product as uncharacterized. The record is from RefSeq and is a predicted model, not a curated record. Lineage: Eukaryota; Fungi; Mucoromycota; Mucoromycetes; Mucorales; Mycotyphaceae. The coding region runs from base 1 to 1446 and encodes 481 amino acids. The transcript has 2 exons.